This is a messenger RNA of Thalassophryne amazonica, 1005 nucleotides long. RefSeq names its product RPA interacting protein (gene rpain). Gene Ontology annotation, cellular component: nucleus; PML body. The coding region runs from base 120 to 803 and encodes 227 amino acids. Lineage: Eukaryota; Metazoa; Chordata; Actinopteri; Batrachoidiformes; Batrachoididae. Gene Ontology annotation, biological process: protein import into nucleus. The record is from RefSeq and is a predicted model, not a curated record. The transcript is spliced from 7 exons.
AAUUUCCAGGUCGUGAGGUCAAACGCUGAAAUGUUUUGUUUCGUCGCAGUUCUCAUCGAAACCAAAAACUUAUCGAGGGUUUGAACAAUUCUUUUGAGUGUAUGUAAUGGUAUUUGUUCAUGGACGAUUUGCACAAACACCGUUCCCUUUAUAAAGAAACGACGCCGCCAUGGAAAGAGACGUAUCGUAAGCGCUGUUUCGACAGGCUGAAAAAGAGCCGUUCACGACUGUUGGAGAAAUAUCGUCAGCUGGGAGACAGCCAGCAGCUCAGUAGUUCCAAGACCUCCACCCUUGUCCAGGAGGUGAUGGAAGCUGAGUGGACCGCCCUGCAGUCGGAGGACCGGGGGCUGCCCUCCUUAUGGGGGACGAAGGGGAUGACAGAGAUGUUAACUGUUAUGAAGGAGUAUGAUGAGCUGGCGGUGCUUGAGGAAAUUCAGCAGGAGCUCAUUUCUCAAGAGUUGUCCAUUAUUGAAGAGUAUGAAAGAAAUCUGCAGUUUGAGCAGCAGUACAUGGCGUCUGUCAUCGCAGGAAUGGAUGAGAUGCAAAUAAUUUGUCCCAUAUGUCACAUGAACAACUUGAACAUAAACAGAAAUUUUAUUUCCUGCCCCUGUGGACUUUUCAUCAACACUGAGAAACGGAACAUCACUCCUGAAGUCCUGAGACGUCGUCUGGAGUCCAUCGUAUCGGAGCACAUGGAGGAUUGUCCCCAUAACCCAGUUUUCUCUGUGGACUCUAACAUAGACAGCACUUCCAGCCUGAUGAUGAGCUGUGAGGUGUGUGACUACCUGUCUUUCAUCAUGUAAAAGAAGAAGGCAGCAUCAGAGUUUAUUUCAGAUAUUUGGUACUUUUUUAAAUUGUGUAUAUUUUGUAUAAUAAAGUCUGUUUGUCUGUGUACAUGUAAAUAUAAUUAGCUUCAAUAUGUAAAUUAUGUCCACAAGCCUUUUCCUAUAGAUUGUCGUAUUGAGAUCAGGUCCGGUUUCAUUGAAUAUAAAAACAUUAUGAAAA